AUUCAAAUAAUGAAAACCUAAUGUCGGAAGAAGUUGUAGAGUACUUAUGGCCGUUUGGUGGGGCCAAUCUUCGUCUGACGUAGUAUGUUAUUUACCCCGCUAGGAACGGAAUUCGCCCGCAGGCUGACUAAACGGGCCUGCCUCAUAGCUUUACACAGCAACGACUUCUGUGCGGAUCACUAGUGGAUUCGUAAAUAGGUGUCGUUUUGAGAAUAUUUCGCCACAAGAUUCCCCUAUUCAUACAGGAGCAGAGUCCUGUUGCAAUGAGUGACAGAGUACAUCCAACUGUUCGCGUUGCGGUCACACAGCAUGAGCCUUUGUGGCUCGAUCUGGAAGGCGCAAUUCAAAAGACAAUAAGCAUUAUCAAAGAAGCUGCCGAAGCCGAAGCCAAACUUGUUGCCUUCCCAGAAUGCUGGAUUCCUGGAUACCCUGCUUGGAUCUGGAGCCGCCCAAUCGAUUUUGAUCUGGGAACUAGAUACGUGCAAAACUCCCUGAAGACGGACAGUGAGGAAAUGAAGCGUAUUUGUACCGCUGCCGCCGAUAACAAGAUAAACGUAUCCUUGGGCUUCUCUGAGCGUGACGGCGAUUCUGUGUACAUCGCGCAAGCUUUGAUCAGCGAGUAUGGCGAGAUCAAGAUGACCCGUCGCAAAAUGAAACCGACACACAUGGAGCGCACGAUAUUUGGAGAUGCCACAGGCGGGAAUUCAUGCCUGUCCAAGGUCGUUGAUUUACCUGGAGUCGGUCGGGUAGGCGCCCUUUCGUGCUGGGAGCAUAUUCAACCUUUGUUGAAAUAUUACACCUUCACACAAAGUGAGCAGAUCCACGUAGCAGCAUGGCCAGCUGUCGAUGAAUUUAUAGAAGGUAGUCCUGGACUCUACUCCAUGACUACCGAAGGCUGCCGCAAUAUCUCGCAGUCUUAUGCAAUCGAGUCUCAGGCCUUUGUCCUUCACAGUACCGCUGUAAUUUCUGAAGCUGCCACUCAGAUGAUGGGGACGGUCGGCUCACCAAUCAUGGGCCAUCCUAACCAAGGAAGUUCCUGCAUCGUCGGCCCUGAUGGACGCAUCCUGAGCAAGAUCGAUAACCCUAAUGAGAAGCUCAUUGUUGCAGACCUGGAUUUGAGUUUGGUGACAAAGGCCAAGACAUUUGUAGAUGCCUCUGGGCAUUAUAGCAGGCCAGACCUUAUGUGGCUUGGAGUCGAUGAAACCCAUAAGCCUGUUGUUCGUGGAGCAGAGAGUGGUUAAUUUCGUUCUGAAACAAAUGUAAUGUCAUGAUUAUCUCACCGAUAGCGAGAUCUUUUACAGGAACCAAGGGAAAAAAAGAGCUCAGCACCUACCACAGUUACAACUCUUCAAUGCAAAAGAUAACCCCACUA
This is a messenger RNA of Bipolaris maydis ATCC 48331, 1372 nucleotides long. RefSeq names its product carbon-nitrogen hydrolase. NCBI's taxonomy places the organism in Eukaryota, Fungi, Ascomycota, Dothideomycetes, Pleosporales, Pleosporaceae. Gene Ontology annotation, molecular function: catalytic activity. The record is from RefSeq and is a predicted model, not a curated record.